This is a messenger RNA of Xylaria bambusicola, 1743 nucleotides long. RefSeq names its product beta-lactamase/transpeptidase-like protein. The transcript has 3 exons. Lineage: Eukaryota; Fungi; Ascomycota; Sordariomycetes; Xylariales; Xylariaceae. The record is from RefSeq and is a predicted model, not a curated record. Bases 1 to 1743 code for a protein of 580 amino acids.
AUGUCUUUCAACUCCAAGAUCUUUGGCCUUUUGGUCCUUGCUACGUAUGUUUUAGGGACCACGUGCCCCCUGGCUGGACCAGGAUUCCCGUCAUCUGCACAUCUUUCGAACAGCUCAGCCUUAAGCCAGUCUAUCGCAAAAUUUGAGAAACUGUCUCGAAGCACCAGUUUGAAAGGCAACGAUGCUGCGUGGGCAGUAGCUCUCUUCUCGUCUAGAGAAAACAAGACCUUGUAUGAGCACUAUUACACACCUCCAGUUGAUAUUGGGGUAUCGAGAGUGGAUCGUGAUUCUAUCUUUCGCAUCGGAAGCGUAACCAAGGUUUUCAGUGUCUGGUCAUUUCUGAUCGAAGCUGGUGAUGAGUACUUUCAUGAACCAGUUACCAAAUAUAUCCCGGAGCUUGCAAACUCGAGUUGCGCUAAAGGGGCCAACCAACAAGAGGUGUAUAACGACAUCGACUGUAUUCGGUGGAAUGAAGUUACCUUAGGCCAACUUGCAAGCCAGUCUGCUGGAAUCCCUCGCGAUCCUACGUACAAUGACCUCGGAGCUGAACUCGACUUUGCCCAAGCUGCCGCUUUUGGGUUUCCAGUCCUGGAAAAGCCAGAAAUUCCAAUAUGUGGCGCACCUGGAACUAACCGGACUUGUACGCGUACUGAAAUGUUCUCUUAUCUCUUGAGGCAGCAUCCUUCUUAUCCGACAGCACAAUCUCCAGCGUAUAGCAACAUUGCUUUUGCACUCCUUGGGUACGCUCAACAAGCCAUCACUGGGGCCCCCAUAGGCGGCGCUAUAACCAACAAUAUCCUGAAAGCGCUCGGCAUGAGCCACAGCAGUUAUAAGGACAUACCAUCACAUGGUGGUGUGAUCCCAGGUGGGGACCCGACUGCUGUUGGCUGGGAUGAGAAGUUAGGCCUUAACAGCCCUGCUGGAUCCAUGUACAGCUCAACAUCUGACAUGAUUAAGGCCGGCCAAGCGCUGCUUCAGUCUAAACUACUGUCACCAGCUCAAACCCGUCGAUGGCUCAAACCCUUGGCACAAACAGGAUACCUUAGCACUGCUGUUGGGGCACCGUGGGAAAUUCGUUAUUUGACCUUGUCUGAUAAUCGCAUCAGCCAGCUUUACACUAAACAAGGCGACGAAGGCAAUUAUCAUGCGGCAUUGGUGCUCUCACCCGAGCAUGACCUUGGCUGGAUUGUGCUCACUGCUGGUGUACCGACUGUAAACGUGGCUAGCGUCCGAGAUACACUCCUGAAUGUCUUCGGUGACUAUUUCCUCCCUAUGGCCGAGCAGCAGGCUGCAGAAGAAGCCAAGUCGAAUUUUGUCGGGACUUUCGUCGAUGAAGCUUCCAAUAGUUCAGCGGUAAUCGAAGUAGGACCGUCAGAUAGCCCUGGACUUUUGGUUAGGAAACUGGUUAGUCGGGGAGUUCAAGUCGUAGGGCCUGAGAGUCCGCUUAUACAACUAUACGGUGCUGGACAAUAUGCCAGGCUCUAUCCAUCAAAUCUGCGAGCUACUAGCUUGUCUAAAUCGGGAUGCAGAACUUACGAUUCCAGGUUGGGCUUCAGGGCCACAUUCUUCAACGCAACGGAACCAGGCAAGGUUGAAGACCCGUGCUUAGAAGCUUGGACCGCCCUGGGCGCUCCAACGUACGGGCAAGUCGCUCUAGAUGACUGGGUUUUCGAAAUAGGAGAGGAUGGUCGAGCGCAGUCUUUGGAUGUGAGGCUGCUGCGACUCAAGAUGAAGAGGGUAUAA